AUUUGCCAGCUCCACGGUUUGACCAGAACCAUAUUCAAGUUCUUCCCUUCCUUUUUUGCCAUCUCGUUCUAAAUACUGUAUGGAUGGAUCGAAAGGCCGCUUGGCUUCUUUCUCUCUCUGCAGCGAUGGAUCUGACGGUGUAUUAGAUUGGUUUUUCUUAGUUGUUUAUAAGCGCUAGAAUCGCAAUUCAAUCAAUUUCGCGGAGGUCGAAGGGUAGGGUUUCACGUGUGUACAGCUGAUGGUCGACGCUUGUUUGUUGCUACGUGGAUAUAGGGUUUCGAAUUGUUGAAUUUCGAAUUGUUGAAUUUCGAAGGGGUUUUGUGAUUAAACAGGAAGGGAUUGAUGGUAUUCGCUGCGAUUGAAGGCGGGAUCGAGGCUGGAACUGGGGAAAAUGCUAGGCUAUGCGUGGACGGGAAGGUGAGGAGAGGAAACGGGGUCUGCACAUGUGGAUUGGACCUUUGCCCAGCACUCCGAGUGUAGCUGGUGAUGGUUCUUCUUCGUCUUUGUUUUCCUCUCCGCGUAAUUCGUUUUCCAAGGACGGACGCAAGAUAAGUGUUGGUGACUGUGCUCUCUUCAAACCACCUCAGGAUUCCCCACCUUUCAUUGGAAUAAUUCGCUCACUGACUUCGAGUAAAGAGAAAAAUUUAAGGCUAGGAGUGAAUUGGCUUUAUCGACCUGGUGAAGUAAAGCUUGGCAAAGGCAUCCUGUUGGAAGCUGCGCCCAACGAGAUAUUUUAUUCUUUUCACAGGGAUGAAAUCCCUGCUGCAUCCUUACUUCAUCCGUGUAAAGUUGCUUUCCUUCCGAAAGGUGUUGAACUUUCGUCAGGGAUUUGUUCACUUGUGUGCCGGCGUGUUUAUGACAUUACAAACAAGUGUUUAUGGUGGCUAACUGAUCAAGACUUUAUUGAUGAACGGCAGGAAGAAAUAAAUCAAUUAUUGUAUAAGACUCGUGUGGAAAUGCAUGCAACAGUGCAGCCUGGCGGCCGUUCUCCAAAGCAAAUUAAUGGCCCAACACCAACAUCACAGCUGAAACCUGGUUCUGAUACCAUACAAAACAGUGCUUCCUCCUUUCCUUCUCAAGUUAAGGGAAAGAAAAGGGAGCGGGGAGAUCAGAGCUCUGAUCCUGUCAAACGAGAUCGUUCAAUCAAAAAUGAUGAUGGAGACUCUGGCAAUGGCAGAGCAGAUGGCAUCUUAAAGUCUGAGAUUGCUAAAAUUACAGAAAAAGGAGGGCUUGUGGAUUCUGAGGGGGUAGAGAAGUUGGUGCAACUCAUGCUCCCCCAAAGAAAUGAGAAAAAAAUAGACUUGGUUGGGCGUUCGAUACUUGCUAGUGUUGUAGCAGCCACAGAUAAGUUGGAUUGCUUAAAUAAGUUUGUGCAGCACAAGGGCUUGCCUGUAUUUGAUGGAUGGCUCCAGGAGGUCCAUAAAGGCAAGAUUGGUGAUGGUAAUAGCCCCAAGGAUAGUGAUAAAUCUGUCGAGGAGUUUCUACUUGUUUUACUCCGUGCCCUAGAUAAGCUUCCUGUUAAUCUUGAUGCCCUACAGAUGUGUAACAUUGGCAAAUCUGUGAAUCAUCUACGUUCGCAUAAGAACAUGGAAAUUCAGAAGAAAGCAAGGAGUUUAGUUGAUACUUGGAAGAAACGUGUUGAAGCUGAGAUAGAUGCAAAGUCGGGUUCAAAUCCAGCUGUGCCCUGGUCGGCAAGACCUCGUAUUCGUGAAAUAUCUCAUGCGGCAAACAGACAGUCAAGUGGAACUUCUGAGGUUGCUGUAAAGAAUUCACUUACACAGCUUUCGGCUUCUAAACCAGCUUCAGUUAAGCUUGUUCAGGGUGAUGCUACUACCACGCCUGCUUCGGCUUCUCUGGAAUCAAUGAGAACAGCGCAAUCACCUGUAUAUGCAAGUACGGAUGCAAAAGAUGGACAGUCUCGAAAUGCAGCUGCUGCUGGUGCCUCUGAUAUUCCAUUAAUGGUGGCCAGGGAUGAUAAAAGUAGCAGUUCUGGUGGUCAGUCACAUACUAAUAGUCAGUCUUGUUCUGGUGACCGUGCAAAAAGUGGUGGAGCUUUUGGUAAGGAGGAUGCACGAAGCUCAACUGCUGGUUCAAUUACAGUGAGUAAGAUUACAGUUGGUUCUUCAAGGAAUCGUAAAUCAGUCAAUGGAUUCCCGGGGACAGCUCUAUCAGGGGUACAGAGGGAAGCUGUGUCAAGUAGAAGUUCUGUGAACAGAAAUCCUACAGAAAAGGUAUUACAGUCCACUUUGACGUGCGAAAAGGCAUUUGAUGAGCCCCUGGUUGAGAACACUACUCAAAAACUUAUUGUCAAGAUUCCAAAUCGAGUAAACAGCCCUGUGCAAAGUGCCAGCGGGGGAUCAUUUGAGGACCCUUCGUGCAUGAAUGGAAGAGCUACUUCUCCUGUGCUUUUGGAGAAGAAUUGUCAAUUUGAUCGUAAUUUUAAGGACAAGGAUGACGCUAAUCGAGCUAAUGGUCCUUUCGAUGUGAAUAAUGAGUCAUGGCAAAGCAAUGAUUUCAAGGAUGUACUGACCAGUUCUAAUGAGGAAGAUCCGUCACCUGCUGCUGUUCCAGAGGAGGAGUGCUGUAGGGCUGUUGAUGAUUGUAAGAAGUUGACAGAAGUGUCUAGGGAUGGUUCUUCUCCUUCAGGAAAUGAACAAAAAUCUGGGAAGCUGAAUGAUACUUCUUUUAGCUCCAUAAAUGCUUUGGUUGACAGUUGUGUCAACUACUCAGAAGCGAAUGCAUCUGUGCCAGCUGGGGAUGAUGUUGGGAUGAAUCUGCUUGCAAGUGUGGCUGAAGAGAUGUCCAAAUCCGAAGUGAUUUCACCGUCUAAUUCUCCUCAACAAAACAACCUGUCACUGGAUAACUCAUCUACUGGCCAUGUUUCAAAAUUGAAAUCGUCAGCUGGAGAUAACCUUGCACAAGAUGGUAGUCUUAGUCCUGAUGGCCCCUGUGAUCAGGAGAAGCAUUGGCCUAGAUUUGCAGAUGGAAAAACUGCUUCUUUGUUCUCUCAUGGGAAUUCCACCAAAGAAGUCAAUGGACAUUCAAAUUCCUCUGAUAUGGAUUGGCAUCAAACUGUGGAUCCAUGUGCAGAAAAUGACGGAAAAAUGAAGGAAACUGGAGCAACAGCUUCUAUUACUGGGCCUUAUUUAAGCUCUGUGGAGAAGGCCUUGAAGGGAGAAGGAAGUGGAGAACCUAAGGAGGAAAGUGCAGGUCUUGAGGUGAUUAUAGAUCGCGGUAUAGAUACUAAACUUGAGGCAAGCAGUUCUUUGUUAAUGGAAGAGAAGUUAGAUGUGUCAAGUUUGGAUUUUAAGCCAGUAGCUGUUGAAGGAUCAUCAUUGUAUCAAUCUUUAGAAAUUGAUGGUGACAGAAAAAAUGUAGCUGAAGGAUUGAGCAGUAUUAUGCAGACAGAGCAGAAGCCAUAUUCCAUGAUGACGAGCUCCGAGGCUGUAAAAGGAGGGGAUGAGGAAUUGUCUCAUCCUUCUGGUUCUGGUCAAGAUAUGAACGAUGCUGAAAAAUGUAAUGAGGAAAAGACUGAGGAGAUGGAAAUCAAUGCUGGCAGUCAUGUCAAUAGCUGUCAAAAGCAAUCAACUGCGCCGGAUGAACAUGCUGAUUUAAGUUUGGAGCAUUGUACUGGAGCUGAUGGGGGUUCACCUAUUAUUGAUAAUAAGGGUGAGCAUUUAAGUGAGAGUGUAGAAGGAAAUGAUGCGAGUGACCUUCAGGGUGGUCGACCUGCACCUCCCAAGCCAGAAGCAGAACGGGGUGUAGGGUCAAAGGGAUCCAAGUUGAUUGCUGGUGGAAAUAAUGAAGCUGAGGAGUGUAUGUCUGCCUCUGCAGAUGGUUCUUCUCUCUCUGCUACUGGUAGGGUUAAUGUAGAUGCGAAAGUAGAGUUUGAUCUGAAUGAAGGCUUUAAUCCCGAUGAUUCAAAAUACGGGAACACAAAUAACUCACUAUCACCUUCAUGUUCUGCUUCUAUUCCAUUGAUUAGCCCUUUCCCUUUUGCUGUUUCUUCUGUAUCUAGUGGUCUCCCUUCAUUGAUUACUGUGGCUGCUGCUGCAAAAGGGCCCUUUGUUCCACCAGAGGAUUUAUUGAGGAGUAAAGGAGAACUUGGUUGGAAAGGAUCAGCUGCAACAAGUGCAUUUCGGCCAGCUGAACCUAGAAAGGUUUUAGAUAUGCGAUUGGGUUUAACUAGCGUAUCUCUUCCAGAUCCUACUGUUGGGAGGCCCAAUCGCCCUUUACUGGAUUUUGACUUGAAUGUACCAGAUGAAAGAAUCAUCGAGGAUUUAGCAUGUCAGUCUUCUGCUCAAGGUACAGGUUCUGUGCAAGGGCUUACAAAUAGUUGCGAUAUGGCUGGUGAACUCAUUGGUUCUUGCCCUAGUCGUGCCUCUGGAGGACUUGAUCUUGAUUUGAAUAGAGUCGAUGAGGCUGUUGAUAUGGGGAACAGCUUAACAAGCAGUGGUCAUAGAGUGGAAUUUACACUUCCGCCAGUCAAAUCAUCAUCAGCUGAUUUUCUUAAAGGUGAGGGGAAUACCUGCAGGGAUUUCGAUUUAAAUGAUGGGCCUGCUGUUGAUGAGAUGGGUGCUGAACCAUCACCAUUUAGUCAGCGCGCAAGGAAUAGCGUGCCAUCACAGCCACCUGCGCCUGUGCUUCGAAUGAACAAUCAUAUAGGAAACAUUUCAACAUGGUUUACUCCAUCAAAUACUUAUCCUGCAGUAUCAAUUCCACCUAUCUUGCCCGAGAGGGAGCAGUCUUUUCCAAUGAUUGCUCCUGUUGGGCCUCAGAGGAUAGUGGCCCCAACUAAUAGUAGCACACCAUUUAGUCCCGAUGUUUACAGGGGACCGGUAUUGUCAUCUUCUCCAGCGGCUCCCUUCCCUUCUACUCCAUUUCAGUAUCCUGUCUUCCCUUUCGGGACGAGCUAUCCUCUUCCAUCAGCCACAUUUCCUGGUGGUUCAACAGCACAAGUGGAUUCGUCAUCUGGUGGGAGGAUUUGGUUUCCUAUCGUGCAUUCACAAUUAUUAGGGCCUCCUGGCGCAGUCCCAUCUAAUUACCCAAGGCCUUAUGUUGUUACCCUUGCCGAUGGCAGCCACUGUAGUGGCGCUGACAGCAGUAGGAAAUGGGGAGGUCAGGGUCUAGACCUCAAUGCAGGACCUCUGGUCCCAGAUAUAGAAGGGAGAGAGGAUAUGACUUCUAUUGGGCCAAGGCAACUGUCUGUUGCCAGUUCACAGGCUCUAGUAGAGGAGCAUGCACAAUUUUAUCAGGUAGCAGGUGGUAGUGCUUUAAAGAGGAAGGAGCCAGAUGGAGGAUGGGAGGGUUACAGGCAGUCAUCAUGGCGGUAGGAAUUAAAAAUGACAGGAAUCUGGGGGAUCCAUCACAGCUUUUCUUGAGGAUGGGGCUUUGUGCAACACCUAAAUAUCAACAUCCUACUUAUUUGCUUUCAAUGAUGGGUGGUAAGUGAGUUCUUUGAUGUUUUUCAUUUUCUCUGACCCCCAUCUCUUUUUUCUGUAUCGGUUGUAUCCUCCAAGGAAUUUGCCUGGGUCUUCUAGCUUUUUAUUGAAUUGAUCUGGGGGACUACAGAUGACUUUCCCCUUUGUAGAUAUUUUAACUGUUGGAAAGCAUGCCUUUCUGAGUUGCCCAGACAUUUGAAAUUGGUGCCCAUACUGUUCAGUGAAUCGACAAAUAUACCUUUGGAUCAGAAACAAAUCCCAUCAAUAAUGGGGACGGCAAAUUUUGGUGCUUGAUCCAGGUGCUGUGCUUGAUGCUGUGUUUAAAUAGAUUUUAUUUUUAUUUGAUCGUGAAAGUUUGAAUGCCUGUAUAAUUUGGGGAACGAUGUUGGGGACGACGGUUUAUAUUUUUUUUUAACGACGUGGAAGCAUAGCCCUUUGGUUCAUGUCUCCAAGUACCUAUGCAAGGAAAGGGCACUGUUUGAUUACUGGGGGCUCCUUUUAUGGGUUGUGAUCCUUCUUCCUAUAUUGUGAAGUCAGAAUUUUUCAUUUAUUUUACUGGUCAGUCGAGGGGAGUAAUGUGUGAAAUUGCUUCCUCACAUAUCAUGUAUCAACGGAUUUGCAGCUGUUUUCCAAUUAUUCUUCUUUUGAUUGUUGCUCCA
Tripterygium wilfordii is the source of this 6100-nucleotide messenger RNA. RefSeq lists its product as uncharacterized. Lineage: Eukaryota; Viridiplantae; Streptophyta; Magnoliopsida; Celastrales; Celastraceae. The coding region runs from base 402 to 5333 and encodes 1643 amino acids. Gene Ontology annotation, cellular component: nucleus. The transcript has 4 exons. Gene Ontology annotation, molecular function: chromatin binding. The record is from RefSeq and is a predicted model, not a curated record.